This is a messenger RNA of Amorphotheca resinae ATCC 22711, 879 nucleotides long. RefSeq lists its product as hypothetical. The record is from RefSeq and is a predicted model, not a curated record. The transcript has 5 exons. Bases 1 to 879 code for a protein of 292 amino acids. NCBI's taxonomy places the organism in Eukaryota, Fungi, Ascomycota, Leotiomycetes, Helotiales, Amorphothecaceae.
AUGACCUCAUCUACUGCCGACGAGCGGAACUCGAGGACCAUACAUACGGCAGCAUGUCUGAUUAUCGGGGACGAGGUGUUGGGCGGGAAGACGAACUCGGCAUACAUGGCGAAGUUCUGCUUCCAGUUGGGAAUUGCUCUCAAACGCAUCGAGGUUAUUGCAGACGACGAGAGCGAGAUCAUAGAGGCUGUCCAACGCAUGAGCAACAACUAUGACUUUGUAGUCACCAGCGGAGGGAUUGGCCCAACGCACGAUGAUAUUACCUACCAAUCGAUAGCAAAGGCCUUCGGGCUCAACCUCAAGCUCCACCAAGAAGCCUACGAGCGUAUGAAGAAACUCUCGAAACCCCACCCAUCGCAACCCAACUUUUCCUGGGACGUAGAAUCGCCCGCGAAGACAGCUAAACUGCGAAUGGUGGAACUCCCUACCGACGAGACGCGGGACUUGGCCAGCCAAGUUGUGUUCCCCACGGAUGAAUUAUGGGUACCAGUUGCGGUUGUUAAUGGGAAUAUCCACAUCCUCCCGGGUGUGCCCAGGCUUUUCGAAAAGCUGCUGGACGGCAUGAAACCGAUCCUGCUUCCACGAUUGACCGACCCAGAGGGCAAAGGCAUCCAUAGAAUAUUGAUCUCGACGCCGAUGGCGGAGAGUGCAGUGGCGCCAUACCUGACGGAAUUGGCGGAUCGGGUCGAGCCCAAGGGGGUGAAGGUUGGAAGCUAUCCACGAUGGGGUAAGGCGAGGAACACGGUCACUUUAGUUGGGCGAGAUCUCGAGUUCCUGGAGAGCCUGGUACCGGAGGUUGAGAAGAAUGUGGAGGGUCGUCGAGUGGCAGUGGAGGGGGAGGACGAUCCGGUAGAUGCCAAUGCAAGCGAUUUGGCCUAG